Ixodes scapularis (black-legged tick) is the source of this 948-nucleotide messenger RNA. RefSeq lists its product as uncharacterized. Gene Ontology annotation, cellular component: ribonucleoprotein complex. The record is from RefSeq and is a predicted model, not a curated record. Lineage: Eukaryota; Metazoa; Arthropoda; Arachnida; Ixodida; Ixodidae. Gene Ontology annotation, molecular function: single-stranded RNA binding. Gene Ontology annotation, biological process: retrotransposition.
UGCACCCUUUUCGGCCCAUACUCACGUUGCUUCAUGUAUCAGGUUGGUUACUUGAAAUGCUCUAAAUGCUAUCGAACAAGUAAUCUACUGCUUGUGAGAGUGUCGUGCCCUAUCAGCAAACGCAUGCUGCACUGAUGUUCUUUUCUUUUUGGUGUCGUGAUUGAUGGGUUAACAUUCCUGUUCUUCGACUCCUGUCUUUUGUUCACGGAAGCAUUGCUCCUCUUGGCAGGAGACGUGGAAUCAAACCCCGGUCCCAUGUCUAAGGCUGAAACUGAACAGUUGGGAAAAAUUGAAAGCAUACUCUUAGAAUUGCAGUCUGGACAAGCAACUGUUUUGGCAAAGCUAACAGGCAUAGAAAAAAGGCAAGCUGAUCUUGAGAAUAAGAUUGAUGGCGUAAUUUCAAAAACAAAGGUACUAGAAAGACGCGUGGCACAUGUUGAAGAAAGUGAGUUUAAACUUGAAGCCAAAUUAGACAACCUUGAAAAUAGAAGUCGACGAUCAAACUUAGUAUUUUUUGGUGUUCCCGACAACUCCAGAAAAGAGACAUGGGAAGAAUCUGAGAAACUAAUAAGGGACAUCUGUAAAGAAAUGUUAUCUAUCGACAAUGUUGAGAUCGAAAGAGCCCACCGCGUGGGAGCAUUUAAAGAUGAAAAAAAUUGGCCUAUCGUUGCGCAUUUUGCUGGCUGGAAAGCCAGAGAAAAUGUGAGGCGAAAUGCAUUUAGGUUUAAAAAUACCCCGAUCAGCGUCUCAGAAGACUUCAGUCCCCUAGUUGAAGAAAAACGGCGGCAACUCUGGAACUACGCAAAAGAGAAACGGCAAUAUAAAGAAAACCGGGUCUAUUUGAACUAUGAUAAGUUAGUAAUAAAUGGGCAGACGUUUAUCUGGGACAGCGAUACGUUUCAACCAGUCCUGCACCGUCCCACUAAUUCCGAGAUCGUAGCAGAAUGA